Molecule: messenger RNA, 1650 nt
Organism: Limanda limanda (common dab)
Lineage: Eukaryota; Metazoa; Chordata; Actinopteri; Pleuronectiformes; Pleuronectidae
Product: mesothelin-like protein
Exons: 12
Coding region: 1-1650 (549 amino acids)
Biological process (GO): cell-matrix adhesion
Cellular component (GO): cell surface
Source: RefSeq, a predicted model, not a curated record
AUGUACAACUACAUUAAAGGCGACUCGGACGCCACCAGCUUCGCCCUCUAUCCCUCUGACGUGCUUCUGUACUACGACUACUCUCUGGUGCCACAGUCCAGCUGCAGGUCCUACUUUGAGCAGCUGGCGGACGCAGACUUCACCGUCUUCUCCUCCGACCUCAGCUACAAGCGUACGGCUCUGUUCGAUAACGCCAGGAGCUGCCUGGGUAUAACAACAACAAAUUUGACGAAGGACAACAUAAUAGUGUUGGGAAACAUGUGCUGCAGCGUGGAUGGAUCCUACAUCGAGAACUCGGACCCGUCCAUUCUGGAGACACUGAAGAACUGCCCGGACCUGACGACCUCUCAGGCCUCUGCAGCUCAGUCCCUGCUGCUGAGCGGGGAAACCCCGUACGGAGCGACGUCAACGUGGGAUCAACAAACUCUGCAGGACCUCGGCAUGUUACCGCUGUAUAUGACCUCAACUUUCUACGCUAAAUUUGACAAGAAAACGAAGCGCAAGUUUUUGAAGUACUUCCUGAAAGUCCUGAAGAGUAACGGAGUGAGCAGACAGAAGAGGAGGACCAUGAAGAAACAAAUCCGAAAGUCUAACAGAAAGAAUUCAAAGCGAUCCAUAGAAUCGGAAUGCACUUCGGGAACGAUCACUCAUGUGGCCAUUAGCAAAGAGACGUUCCCCUUCGAUUAUGACGACGUGACCCAGUUCAACUGCUGCCUCAGCGCGGCGACUGUUAAAGGAAACCUGGAAGAACUCACUGAGAAGGUGGACGAUGAGGAAUUCCUCGCCAUCAUUCUCUUCAAGCUGCAUGAGGCGUACCCUGACACCACCAUCCCUGAGGACCAGGUUCAAAUGUUGGGUCCAGCGUCUCGUGUGGCCACCGCCAGCCACAUCAGCAAGUGGCGCAUCACUGAGGUCGACACGCUGUACGCUCUGAUGGACUCGUCUGAUGGGGACUGGGACACGAGCCUGGCCAAGGCCGUCAUCUCCAACUACCUGAGCAACGCAGGGAACGCCCUCGGCAGCGCGGAGCUCAACACCAUCGGAGGAGCCAACCUGUGUGCGCUGGACGUCGAUGUUUUGAAGAACAUUUCCGCACAAAGCCUAAAAGAAGCCAACGCCCUCGAUGUGUCCACCUGCACCACAGAGAAGAAGGAGGAACUGUUCACCAUCGCCAUACAAGCGUUCACAACAACCACCCGCUCAACCACCGUCCCUUUAACCACCUACCAGCUUACUGCUGCUUAUCUUGGGGGCUCUACGUCUGCGUAUAUCCAAAGUUUGGUGAACUCCAAUGUCAGCAUGGACGUGCCCACCUUCACCACUCUGAAUGAGAGCAUCGUAACGGAUCUGACCGUUAGUAACGUUCAAGGUCUUCUUGGCAGCAACGUGGCAGAUUUGAAGUCCUAUGAGAACCAAACAGUGGUUAAGGCCUGGACCAGGAGUCGGCUCCAGUCCGACCUUGAUACCAUGUCACUGGGACUUACGGGUGGGAGGGCUACCACCAGCACCACGACCCCCAACCCUACCACAGCCACCACCGUCUCAAGCAGCGCGUCAUCCUCAGCGUCCCCAACGUCCUCAGUAGCAACAACCUCAUCAUCACCAACGUCCUCAGUAGCAACAACCCCAUCACAACAACCCCAUCAGUAG